AACAAAAUGGUGUUUCUGAUGGCUAGAAGUAUGCUUUUUGAGAAGAAUUUGCCUAAGAAGUUUUGGGCAGAGGUAGUGCAUAUUGCUAUUUAUUUGCUAAAUGGUCUUCCAACUAGAGUUAUUGAAGGUAAAACUCUGGUUGAUGCUUGGUUUGGACUUAAGCCUUUAGUUUAUCAUUUGAAGGUAAAGUCACUUGCAGAUGUGUAUGCUAGAUGCAAUUUGGCUACUUCUAAUCCAACUUGUUUUAUUGAGGCUUCAAAACAUGACGAAUGGAUGGUUUCUAUGAGAGAAGAGCUGGCUAUGAUUGAAAAGAACAAAACUUGGUCACUUUGUCCUAGACUAGAAGAAAUCUAUGUAGAGCAAUUGGAGGGGUUCCUUGUUCAUGGUAGCGAGGAUACGGUUUAUAAGCUUCAUAAAGCUCUCUAUGGUCUGAAACAAGCUUCUAGGGCCUGGUAUCGUGGGAUUGAUGCCUACUUAAUGCAACAAGGUUCUGAUGUUCAAGCUAUGAAAGAUUUUAUGCUUGUUAUGAAGAAAGAGUUUGACAUGUCAGAUCUUGGAGAAAUGAGUUACUUUCUUGGUUUGGAAAUCAAACAAUGUGGAAAUGGACUUUUCUUGUCACAACAAAAAUAUGCAUGGGAUAUGAUGAGGAAAUUCAAUAUGGAAAGUAUCAUUGGUAGUUUGCUUUAUCUCAAUGCUAAUAGACCAGACAUUAUAUUUGCUACUAGUUUGUUGUCUAGAUACAUGAGUUCUCUUACUCAAGUUCAGUUGAGUGUUGCAAAGAGAGUUUUGAGGUAUGUUAAUGGUACUGUAGAUUAUGGAAUCUGUUUUGGAAAGAAUGAUCAUGGUGGCUUAUCAGGAUAUUUAGAUAGUGACUGGGUAUGGAGCAUAGAUGAUGCUGGAAGCACUUCUGGUUACUUAUUUCAAUUUGGAAUAGGUGUGUUUUGCUGGAAUUCUUGUAAACACGAAGUGGUUGCCCAAUCUACUAUUGAGGCUAAGUAUAUUUCAAUUGUGGAAGCUUCAAAUCAUACAAUAUGGUUGAGGAAAAUGCUAUUUGAUAUGGGGUAGCCUUAGUUUGAUCCUAGUGUGAUUUACGUGGACAAUAUGUCAGUUAUUGUGAUUGCUCAAAUCCUGUGCAACACAAGAGGACUAAGCACGUUCAUGUCAAGUAUCAUGUAAUUAGGUAGUACAUCAAGGACAAGCAAAUUUAGUUGUUCCAUUGUAGCUCAGAUGUUCAACUUGUUGAUAUUCUUACUAAGUUUUUGCCAAAGUAGAGGUUUGAGAUGUUGAGACAGCAACUUGGAGUUACCAAACUUGCUUUCAAGGAGGAGUGUUAGUGUGUGAGAUCAAGUUUAUUAAAGUGGUAGUUACAAUUAGUUUAUUUUGCUUAAUGGUGUAGCAGUUUCUUUUGUAGUUUGUGACUUUUUUUCAUUUCAGCAACUGUUAUGUAUAAGUUUCUUUUCCUUAGAAACUGGUAUGUAUGUCCGCUGUUGUAUUUGUUAAUAUAUCAUAACACUAUUCAUGUAUUUUAUUAGUGUUCAUGUAUUUCAUCAUUUCUCAAGUUUAACCCUUAAGUUUAUGUUCAUUUUCACUUGAUUUUUCAUCUUUACUUUCGUAGUUUUCUUAAAUAGAAUCUAUGGUUUAUGUGGUGUUGCUGAAUUACAUCAGACUCAGUGGUUGUCAUGUGGAAAAGUGGAUGUUGGGCAAAGGACAAGGUGUUGGAGUUGUGGUGUUCAAGCUGCCAAGUAGCAGCAAGUGAAAAUGAAAGGUUGCACAAGAU
This is a messenger RNA of Rubroshorea leprosula, 1777 nucleotides long. NCBI's taxonomy places the organism in Eukaryota, Viridiplantae, Streptophyta, Magnoliopsida, Malvales, Dipterocarpaceae. The record is from the annotation of a GenBank genome assembly.